GAAAUCGUGAAGCGUGAAAAUGGUAGAAAAGAGGGUUUGAGCUAAAACUGUCAGAGCGAAAUGGGUUUAGUAUUACAAAUCGAGUCUAAAACGCUCAAUCUAAACAUGAAUUUUAAAUUACAUUACAUUAAAAACUCAUUUUAUUAUGGUCCCCUAAACAUCCCCAAUGACCAUGUCAAAGCAUGGAGUGAGAAUGUCCUAUAUUCUGUGCCAUUAUUGCUUGAUAUGAACACCCAUGACUGAAUUAUAACCCCAACAAAUUUCAUGUGACAACUCUAGUAGUACAAAUUCAACUAUUUAUUAUCAGCCAUUAUAAAAUACACUAGAAACCAUAAAGCUGGGACAUAAAUAGGGAAGAAGAUAAGCCAUACCUUAGUUGGACCAAAACUCCACAGAAAGAAAGAGCAGAAAAAUAACAAAAGUUGAGCGGCUAUGGAGGGAAAAGAGCUGGAGAUGUUUGAAGUUGGUCCAUGCGAAUCUGCAUACAAGAUGGGGUUCUUGAUUGGCGAGAGGUUCUCUGAUACAAUAAAGAGUAGAUUAGACACCGACCUUGUUCUUCGUAACCAGCUCCUUCCUUUUGCUCAAUCCCCACAGUCACAGCCUCUAAUUGAAACUCUCUGCAAGAAUAACAAGACAAGGUUUCCAGCAUAUUGGGAUGAACUUGUUGGAAUGGCAGAAGGAAGUGGUGUGCCUAUUCUUGAGAUUAUUUUAAUCAACUUCAGGAAGGAGAUUCUUCCAUUUAUUCAGAAGGAAGUCCCUUUGGCAGUUGAUUGUUCGGAUGAUUGUUCGGAUGAUUGUUCUGAUCUUCUUGUCGUUAGUGAUAACAUGGCCAUUGCAGUACAUAAUGAAGAUGCCAACGUUACCCUGGUUGGCCACACCUAUUUGGUCAAAGGAAAACUGCAAAAUGGGCUAUCCUUUCUUGCUUACACGUAUGCAGGAGAGCUUCCGAGCUGCGCUUUUGGUUUCAAUGGUCAUGGACUGGCAUUUACCUUGAAUUCAGUGCCUCCAACCAAUGAUGAGAUUGCAGCUGGGGCAAUUGGACGAAAUUUUAUCUCCCGGGACAUCCUUGAAUCUACAAGCCUUGAAAAUGCAAUAUUUAGAAUUCGCUCAGCAGAAGUAUCCGUUGGGCACAGUUAUAAUCUGAUCGAUGUUCAGACAAGAAGAAUUGUGAAUGUAGAAACAGCAUCAAGGUUUAGAUAUUCAGUCAACGAGGUUGGGGGUACACCAUUUUUCCAUGCAAAUAUGUAUACCCAUCUUCAGGUUAACCAGGUACAAGAUGCAAACUCUACAAGCAGGCAGAAACGAGCUGAUGACCUGCCAAAAGGAUCAAAAAAUGAUUUCCUGUCGGUUCUAGGAGAUAUGGAUAACAAGAAAUAUCCUAUCUAUAUGAUAGGCCCUACGCUUUACACUCUGUGUACUGCUCUCAUUGACCUUGAUGAACAAACUCUAUCAAUUAUUCGAGGAAAUCCGAAGAAAAAUGUGAUAUCCCAUGUCUUCUCCAUGCCUUUGGUGGAGUUGAAGAAACCAUAAGCAUACUGUUGCCAGUGGCCAAAAUGAAGGCCAU
Benincasa hispida (wax gourd) is the source of this 1564-nucleotide messenger RNA. RefSeq lists its product as uncharacterized. The record is from RefSeq and is a predicted model, not a curated record. NCBI's taxonomy places the organism in Eukaryota, Viridiplantae, Streptophyta, Magnoliopsida, Cucurbitales, Cucurbitaceae.